CGUCUUUUGCCAGAUCUGUAGUUGACGCCAGCACAGAUGCGGUGUGUUUUAUCAUAUUCGAUUCAGUGCGUUUCAUACUCGCCAGACCCAGACCCAGAUCCAGUAUGUUUUUGGGCCUUAGAGAGAAAUUCCGCAACAUUUUAUCCAAUUGCAGGGGUUCUUUUAUAUGAACCACACCAUUGCCAUUCAUAUACCAGUCGUGGUGCAUUGGUUGGAAAGAAAGAGCCCAAUGGGCCCACUAACGUGGAUCGAUCCCAGACUGACCGCACAUCAGGAAAGCGCUUUACUUUACGUCCCAUCCAUGCACCACUGUGAAAUACAUUACGAUGAUGUUGCCACCUUUGUACCACGGUUCACAGUGGGGAAUAGUACACGCAGAGGAGGGACAGAGACGGGAAUGGCAAGCGUAUCUCAUAUAUUAUACUAUUUCUCAUUUAUAAACAGUGCAGUGUCACCAACGGCCUUUGAUGUACAAGAGCGGAAAGACCCCGAUCGAGUCUACUGUGGGGGAUCGACCCCACACACACACACACUGCCACCACCACCAAGCGCAGAAUAGCGCUGCUCAGCCAUCCACAUCACUGUUGACAGAAAGGCACUAUUUGGGGACUUCUCACGCAGCGCUGAGCUUGUACAACGCGACUUUGUACACGCACGUGCAUGUUCAUAAUGCCUCACUGUGAGCGGUCAUUCGUAGUCACUGGUGUGCAGCGAUCGAAUAAACAUGGGUCAAAUAAGAAAUAUUCGCCACAAAUGGAUAAUUGUUUUGGUAUUAUUGGUGAUUGGUGUCUACAUUUUUGUGUUGGUAAACGACUUACAGUCUGUUCGGAAAAUCGUGGUCAGCAGAUUUGAAAGUACCAUGGUUGAUAAAACGUUUCCCAAAACGAUCACUUAUACGUCGGGAAGAGAAGAUGAAAACCAGCAGGCGGCAAACUUCCCUACCGACGAACAUCUAGAAUUUGAGAGAUUCUUCAUCAAUGUGUCGAGGUCGCAUAGCCUUUCACUGCACAGGGUCAUUCCAGACACGAGGCCGUACGAGUGCAGGAAAAUAAAUAUAACAUCGUCUGCUUUACCAACUGUUUCGGUGGUGAUCCCAAUGCACGACGAGCCUUGGUCGACACUUCUUCGUACAGUUCACAGCGUGCUGUCGCGAAGCCCACCAGGACUCCUCCACGAGAUCAUAGUCAUUGAUGAUACGAGUUCCUUGGAAUUUCUCAAAUCGCCGCUGGAGAAUUAUUUACAAAAGUUUAAAAAGGUGAAAAUUAUUAGAUCUGCUGAGCGUCUUGGGACGAUGAAGUCGCGUGUUUUGGGUGCAGAGAGAGCAGAGGGACAGGUGUUGGUUUAUCUCGACUCGCACACUGAAGUAAACGAGGGAUGGCUCGAACCCAUCGCCUGGGAGAUCUACAAAGACGCUAGAACUGUUGUGCAACCAGCCAUUGACAUCAUCGACCCCAUAACGUUCGACUACCGAAAGUACAUGGAGAAUAUGCGCGGGGAAUUCGAAUGGACUCUAGGAUACACUUUCUCCCCAAUCCCACAAGAUGAGCUCCUUAAACGAAACCCGUCUGACCCUAUUGCCACGCCAGCCAUUAUUGGAUGCUGUUUUGCAGUGGAUAAAACAUAUUUCUUAGAUAUUGGGGGCCUUGAUGUGGACAUGAAGACGUGGGGCGCUGAGGAUGUGGAACUUUCUCUCAGAGUUUGGAUGUGUGGCGGAAAAAUGAAAAUUUUGGAAUGUUCGCGAGUUGGACAUAUAUUCAAAACUGGACAUCCAUUUAAAAUGACCUACGAUGAUUUAUUAUACAAUGAAAAACGCAUUGCUGACUUGUGGUUGGGCGAAUAUAAAAAGUUUUUCUAUGCUGUCCACCAGAGACGCGUGUCUCCCAAUGGAGACGCCGGGGACUACUCACGAAUAAGGGCAAUACAACAAAAGCUCCAAUGCAAUGACUUUUCGUGGUACAUCCGGAACGUAUUCCCGGAACUUGAAACCUUUCCAAACACUACAGUAAAAUUUGGGAAGAUGAAAAAUAAGGCGAGUUCACUGUGUGUUGGCGUCGCCGAUAAACCGGCGUCGAGCCCUUUUGAAAUGGUAGACUGCUGGGGUCGUGCAGCACUCAGCAUAGCUGUAUCAAGUGAAGGUAAAAUGACCGUGAAAGAUGAAUGUGUGUCUGUAAGAAAUAUGUAUCUAGUGUUGGAUGUUUGCACGGAGAAGGAUGUGAAUCAACAGUGGAGUAUCAAUGAAAAACAGCAGGUCGUGUGGUUUGAUGUCAACCACUGUGUGAUGCAUGUCAGUGACCCAGACCCUUCCACGGGCUACCGCCAGACAGCCAUGAUAAUGCCGUGCACGCAGAAAAACGAACUUGAACCAUUUACCGCGUGGACAUUCACCUACGAUAUAGACUUUAUACAAUAAAGUUGUGUAAAUUUGGAA
This is a messenger RNA of Gigantopelta aegis, 2428 nucleotides long. Its product is annotated as polypeptide N-acetylgalactosaminyltransferase 3-like. The record is from RefSeq and is a predicted model, not a curated record. Lineage: Eukaryota; Metazoa; Mollusca; Gastropoda; Neomphalida; Peltospiridae. Gene Ontology annotation, cellular component: Golgi apparatus. The transcript is spliced from 2 exons. The coding region runs from base 725 to 2410 and encodes 561 amino acids.